Zeugodacus cucurbitae (melon fly) is the source of this 1569-nucleotide messenger RNA. RefSeq names its product leucine-rich repeat-containing protein 15. The record is from RefSeq and is a predicted model, not a curated record. The coding region runs from base 1 to 1569 and encodes 522 amino acids. Lineage: Eukaryota; Metazoa; Arthropoda; Insecta; Diptera; Tephritidae. The transcript has a single exon. Gene Ontology annotation, molecular function: protein binding.
AUGUUGAAAUCAACGCGUAUAAAAGUAUUACUAGUGGUCGUGUAUAUAGUAGCAAUUUGUAGACAGCCAUCGGUCAGUGGGUUCAAUCUCGAAGACUGCAAGCAAUUAAAUGCAACCGCCAAUGUAACGUGCUACACUUUGAAUAUGGAGCAAUUCAACAUCAAUUUCAGCAAUGAAGAACACAUUAACAUCUACUUCUUCCAAGCAAAUAAAUCCGACAUCGUGUCAAUGGUUCUCAGCUGUCUAGGCACCGAUGCGGAAGUGUUGCAAAUCAGUGACAAUCUGCCGAGUUUGUUAUUGCCACGCAGCAAUAUACUCACCAUAGACGGUUGUAUACCGUUCGAGGGUAUAUUCCAGCAACUUGGCGUUCGCAUACCCGAUCAAGUAAAGCUGCAUCGUGGCAUUACGGAUGUGCCACUAAAGCGUGCGCAACUCAGCGGUCUGACUAAACUCAAAAGCUUACUGCUUAGUGGCUUUGACGCGUUGGACGAGGAUGUGCUGGCCGACAUACAGAAUUUAGAAACACUUGACCUGACACGUAUACAGACCGCGCUGCCAAGCGGCUUAUUGGCGCCAGUCGGCGCUCAACUGACGCAACUAAAUAUGCGUGAGAAUCGCAUGGUAACGCCGACUAAAGGACUCUUCGCGCCGCUACAACUACUCGAUACGCUCGAUUUGAGCUAUAACGAGCUGAUCACCAUACCGUCCGGCACAUUCGAUCAACUUCACAAUCUAACCGUAUUGGAUUUGAGCAAUAACCACUUGAGUCACCUACCAGCUGAUGCCUUCCAAUCGCUGCGUAAACUCCAACGUCUCUACAUCGCCUACAAUCGCUUACAGCAAUUGGAGUUGGGCACAUUUAAGACGCUCACUGCCUUGCAACAACUCAAAUUGGAAAAUAAUACACUCGAUAUAGCGCCAAGCGUAGCCUGCCGCAUUUUCGAUGGCCUGGACAGCCUAGAAUAUUUGGAAUUGAACAAUAAUUCGCUGAGCGUUUAUUGUUUCCCAAAGGAUAUGAGUUCGCUGACCGUUGACUUGUCAUUUAAUAGAGUACACAAGUUACUACUGCCGCCCGGCGAGACGCAGCCACGUCUAUUGGUCAGCUUGAAUGUGCGUCACAAUCAGCUAAGACAUUUGAGUGAUGAGUCAUUGCAAUAUCUUCACGACUCAUUUGCACAACUCUCGUUGGCGCAUAACCCUUGGCAGUGUGAUAAGGAGUCGUUCCUCUGGUUGGAUUUCCUGAAACUGAAUAGUAAGCGCAUUGUGGAUGUAGCGGAGAUGUACUGUUCCUACGACAAUAAGCAGCGGAAUGUGACCCUAUUCAAGUCCAGUAAUAUUUGCGAAUCAGAUACAAUAUUUUAUUAUCAAAUAGCUUUUGCAACUGUGGCGCUGAUAGCAUUGAUGGCGAUUGUUGGCUGCACAUUUAAGGAGAGAAGGAAUGCAGGAAAGCAGUUGGCUGACAGUGACAUGAAUAACAGUGCCAUGAAUAGCAGUGACAUGAAUGAAGUGUCGAUUCCUGAAAAUGUUUAUGAAAAUGUGGGAACGGGGCGUGAUACGCCGGACUGUUAA